Molecule: messenger RNA, 3271 nt
Organism: Pygocentrus nattereri (red-bellied piranha)
Lineage: Eukaryota; Metazoa; Chordata; Actinopteri; Characiformes; Serrasalmidae
Gene: ugt5f1
Product: UDP glucuronosyltransferase 5 family, polypeptide F1
Exons: 2
Coding region: 217-1785 (522 amino acids)
Molecular function (GO): UDP-glycosyltransferase activity
Source: RefSeq, a predicted model, not a curated record
AAUAACCGUCACCGCUUUACUUCGGCUGGGGCAGCUUCCCUCCACAGACAUGUGGGCUGUUUCUCUGCCUGUGUAACGCCGCCUCUUCUGGCUGCAGAGUAAACCUCGAGGGCUCGGUCUCUAAUCUCUCUCAGCUCGUCUGUCCGCCGCUACGGCCGCAGCUCUGCCCAAGAAAACACAGACAUCUGCAUGCUCCAGAUGGAGACUUCCUAAAAGAUGUUUUAUUCAGUUUCCAUAAUUGUGGUCAUCCUGACCGUCACUGCUGACUGUGGAAAGGUCUUGGUGUUCCCCCAUGAUGGCAGCCACUGGGUUAACAUGAAUAUUCUGAUACAGGAGCUACACAGUAAGGGCCACCAUGUCACAGUCAUACGGCCAGCUGAUAGCUGGUACAUCAAAGAGCACUCCCCCCACUAUGACUCUAUAACUGUCGACUUUGCAGUGGGUGGCGAUGAGGCAUUCUUCAAUGUCUUUAUUUCAAGACAACUGCAGAUUCGACGGGAAAGAAGUCCUGUUUGGACUAGAUUCAGUUUGGAUAUGGAAUUAAAAGACAGGUUUUCCGAGAUGCAUAGAAAGGUAUGCGAAAUGGUAAUUAAUAUGAUUGAGGACCAAAAGUUGAUAAACUCCAUCAGAGAAGCCAAGUAUGAUGUGCUGAUAACAGACCCUGCGAAUGGUGGGGGAGUUGUGCUUGCACAUUAUCUUGCAUUACCAAUGAUUUUCAAUGUCCGCUGGACGGUACAUGGAGAGGCACAUUUUGCAAUUGCUCCUUCACCUCUGUCAUAUGUCCCCUUUCCUCUGGCCAUGCUGACGGAUAAGAUGACUUUCUUUCAGAGAUUGUAUAACAUGCUUUUCUACAGUGUACGGCUUUUCCUAUACAGACGCACAGUAGGUCCUCAUUACAGUGCUUUGUGUAACUGCUACUUUGGUCCAGAUGUGGACUACUUUGAAUUAUUUCAAGCAGCUGACAUUUGGCUUAUGAGGGUCGACUUUGUGUUUGAAUUUCCACGUCCGACUAUGCCCAACAUUGUUUAUAUCGGUUGCUUCCAUUGCAAGCCAGCUAAACCCCUUCCAGCUGAUCUGGAGGAUUUCAUGCAAAGUUCAGGAGAGCAUGGUGUUGUUGUCAUGUCUUUGGGAACUCUGGUUGGAGAGCUUCCAUCUGACAUAGAUGUUGAAAUUGCUGCUGCUCUCGCUAAGCUCCCUCAGAAAGUGAUUUGGCGACACACUGGGAAAAGACCAUCCACUCUUGGCAACAAUACAAUACUGGUUGACUGGAUGCCACAGAAUGAUCUUCUGGGACACCCCAAGACCAGAGUUUUUGUGAGCCAUGGAGGAACAAAUGGGAUUCUAGAGUCUAUUUACCAUGGUGUUCCAAUAGUUGGCCUACCACUAGUUUUUGAUCAGCAUGACAAUCUCUCAAGAAUGAAAUAUAGAGGUGUGGCAACGGUCCUGGAUAUAGCCACCAUAGACAAGAACCUGUUUCUAGAGGCUUUGAGGGAAGUUAUAAAUGAACCGUCCUACAAGAUAAACAUGCAGAGACUCUCCAGGCUUGAGAAAGACAAGCCAAUGCAACCACUUGACAGUGCCAUCUUCUGGAUUGAGUUUGUUAUGAGGCACAAAGGUGCUGCUCAUCUGCGAACGGAGUCCUAUAAAAUGUCCUGGUAUGCAUACCACAGCAUUGAUGUAAUAGCAUUCUUACUUUUGCUUGCAUCAGUCGCAGUUCUUCUGACCAUGGCAAUUAUCCGAUACUUGUGUUGCAGGCCGUGUAUGAAAAAAAAGAAACGGGACUGAUUCUGUGCCUUCCUUUUAUGUGUGAAUGAAAACUUAGAGUUCAUUUGUCUCAAAUGAAUGUCACCGAGUGAAUGAAGAGCCGAGAUUCCAUCAAGAUUGAGAUGGAAUGACCACAAGCACUGCCUUAAGUUCUGGUUGUGUCUGAUGUUCCUGUUUGUUCACAAACCAGAUUUAAUAUUGGUGGAAUAUACUUUUGAAAUAUUUUAAUAUUGGUGGAAAUGAAUGCAGCACAAGCUUAGAAUUUUCUCAUUUCCUUACUGUCCUGUUUCAUUUAAAAAUGUGUGGGAGAGUUUCUUGUAACAAUCUUCAUUAAACAAGGAACAGGAAAACCUUUUUAUUAAACUUUUAUUUCUGUCCAGUAAUAUUUUGUCCUAUUUGUCCACCAGCUCCUCCAGCCAUCUGAAAGAUGAUGACAUUACUGUGCCUUGUCUACUAGAGUAGUAUACAUGUUGUAUGUAAAUGCAGUCUAAACAGUCUAUUUUGCUGGGCGUGGUUGUUUCCUUACCAAUUUUAUUCAUUCCAUUUUAAAUUCCAAUUCAUUUUCUACCUACACUGUAAAGAAAUCAUUGCAAAAGUACAGUAAAUCACUGGCUACUAGUUGCAUUACUUUUAAUAAUAUGUAUAAAAAAAACAGUAAAACAGCAACUUAAUACUGUGAACUCCACUGUCCCCUCACCCACAAGAUCACAACUUUUAAUUUUAGUAGUCCUAUAAAUGUUUUCUUGAUUUCUAAAAAUAUCUGAAGUUGAUUUGAUUUCACAAUAAAAUAACUGUGGUAGACAUGGCAAAAUCCAGGCAAUAAUUAACACUGAACGUAAGUUGUAAUUGCACACAUUGUGGUAAAAAUUUCUUACAGCAAAGCAUAACACACUCUCAUUUUAAGGCAAGACAUUUUAUUAGGGAAUAUCAUCCACUAAUAUUGUAAAAAAAGAACAAGAUAUAAAAUGGCAAAAUCAUGGCUUAUAGCAAAUAGGUACUUACAAAUAACAUCAAAUUUGGCUUAAUCCUCAGUGUAAUGUUACACGUCUGCUGCUGCAUUCACAUUAUGCAGUCACUUACAGUCUGUCUUAGUCAAGGUGCAUUUUGGUAAAGUGGGACAUUUAGGGCCUUUGAGGCUUUAAGUUUUUGGAAUUGUGCUUUGUUGCUUUUGUCUGCUGAUUAUACUGUAUGUCUACUGAAUGUAAAUGACUUAAUUACAAUGCUAUUGCUGCAUGUGUGCUAAUUGUGAAUACAAGUUUUUGAUUGUGACAUUUGUGUAAAGAUCAAAUGCAGCGUUAAAGCUCAGGUAACAGUUCUUAUUCUGAAAUGAUUAGACUGUAGAAAUGCUAAUGUGGUUUUGCUGCUAUGGAGCUGCUUUUGCUUUAGUUUUAAAAUGUUUACAUGUAUGUAAAUAUGGGUGUAAUGAUUCACAUUUCAUAAUUUGGUUUGCACUACUAAAAUUAAUACAUCUUGUGAUAAACUAAAAAUAAACAGUGUCUGAAAAUGU